GGAUGGGCUCCUGAUGGUCACUGUAGGUCUCUGUCGCCCCUGCUGUGUCUCCAGGUCUCGCUCCCUGGCUCUGGCCUCUUGUGGUCUCUGUCAUCCAUGGCCCCCUGCCAGGGUCUGCUCCCCUGUCCCCCUCCUCGGGUCCAUGUCUCUCCCCCACCUCCCCCGUCCCCCCCAUAUGCCCCCUGAGGCCCUGUUCCCUCUUGUCCCCAUUGGGCAGGGCUCCUGCCCCUAGUUGCCCUGCUGGGCUGGGGGAGGGUUGGGGUGUGGGUUCCCAGCAUAGCUGGGCCCUUAAGUUUCCCAGAAAGCCAUCUCCCCCCCACACCUCCUCCCCCAGCGCACACAUUGUUUCAGUGUCUGGCUGUUUUUUCCUGUCCAGGACCCUCCAAGGCCAGGCCAGGGCUGACUGGCAGUGACUACUGUCCUGCCCUCUGCAGCUGGGGAAACUGAGUCAUGGGGGGGUUAGGUUAAGGGGUGAGAAUUCCUUGUGUGUUGGCUUCCUUCCCUAGUCUAGCUGGAGACUUGGAGGUGGGGGACGAGGGUGGGGGGGUGUCCCACGCCAGGGCAGCAGGGCCUCCCUGUUUCCCUUCGUUACAGAGAUGGACUCGGAGGCCCCACUGACAGCUCCCCAGGGACUGUGUUCACCCUCUGCUGCAGGCAUGGCAUCUAUACUUGACCCUUGCACAUGGCCUUGUGCAGAGUCCUUGGUCCCACAGGAUGCUGUCCACAGGACCCAGGUCACCUAAACCACCAUGACUUCCCUGUCCACGGUCCUGGCUACACCUGCUUCAGUACAGCUAGAGCCCUAGGCCCGGUGGCUUUUCACACCCGUCUACACCAAGUCCUCUUCUGGGAUGACGUCUGCUGACUGUGCUAGACCCCAGACUCCCUUUGUCCACCAUUCAAGAGGGCUCCGUGUGCGCCCGCAUCGUCCAACCCACAAAGGAGCCUGGCCCACGAAACCUCAUGGUCCCGGAUGGGUUGGGUUAAGGUUGAGGUCGCAGCAGCCCAGCACUUCCCUUUCCUGGAAGCCCUAAGCUGUGUCACCACUAGCAGGUGUCAGCUGCCCCACCCCUCUCCCUUCGCCUUAAAGGGGUCCCUCUCCCGAGGCCUCCCAGGGUUAUAGCUCCUCUGUCUAACUGUGCCUGCCAGGGCUCGGAGGCCGAGUAGGACGUGGGAAUCCGGGUUCUAAGCUUGCCCUUCUGGUGUGGUGUGGCCUCCUCGUGUAGGCCUCAUUUUUCCCCGCGUGGGUAGUGGGGACUGGCCGUGAUUCCUGGAGCUCAAGGGGGCCUCCCGGGAACUCUCCGACUCGGGGAAGAGGGCGGAGCCGCACCCCAGAGGGGCCGCUUCGCGCAUGGGUUUCAAGGAUCACUCCCGGCCCCGCCCCACGAUGACUCUCCACAUCCUUCUGUUGCUUCUCGCCUCCACGGUCCUGGGGGACCGGGACCCCGUGGGCAGGCAGCCCCAGCGCCAGGUCGCCCAGCACCGCAGGCGCUUCUGUUCCCUGGUCACAUGCCAGACCCACCGCCUGCCAGAGAUGAUCUACUGGUUCAGCUCCGCCUCCACCAAGGAGCUCUCCGGGAAGGCCGGCCGCGAGCCCCAGGACCCCCACAGCUACGGGCGCCGCCGUCGGCGCGAGGCCAGAGCCCUGCUCCGUCUCCAGGACCCUGGCCUGAAGAAAAGAGGCCAGCGCAGUGCCCAGCUUGCUGCGUGA
Molecule: messenger RNA, 1711 nt
Organism: Neogale vison (American mink)
Lineage: Eukaryota; Metazoa; Chordata; Mammalia; Carnivora; Mustelidae
Gene: ADM5
Product: adrenomedullin 5 (putative)
Exons: 2
Coding region: 1352-1711 (119 amino acids)
Biological process (GO): positive regulation of heart rate; regulation of systemic arterial blood pressure; adenylate cyclase-activating G protein-coupled receptor signaling pathway
Source: RefSeq, a predicted model, not a curated record